UCCGGUAUCGGUUCUACUGCGCGCUGGAAGUGUGGAUUAUUCGCGUCGCUCGUCGCGUUGGUUAGUUGCUUUUCGCUGGAUUUUCAGGCGCUCGGAGUUUUGUUGUCAUCGGCGAUACGCGCGCGUAGUCAAUGAAUGUGCUAUGUCCAUUGCACGCGGUCGUAAAUAUCGUUCAGUGAGUGCUGCCCGCGAAAGUGGAGUGAGUCAUUUUGGGGUUGUUGAUGACGUCUAAUGUUCUAGUGCUUUGAACGACGCUGUGGUUUUGAUGCGUGGCGAAAGCAUUGGUUCGGAUUAGGUGAUGAAUCGAAAUUGAUUGUGAAUAAUCGGUGAGAGUUGUAUCGUACCCUAUUUGGAUUUAUCGGAGGUUAAUAAACUGAAACAGAGCUCCGUCACUUGGGAUGAUUAGUGAAAACAAAUUACCGAUCCGAGAUACAUAGGUUGCAAGGAUAAUUGAGUGUACAAUUCGAAAUAAUAAGACUGGUUUGCAUAUCUUACCGCAAAAGACAGAUGACGAAUGAAAAAAUUUCCGGAUUCCAUAGCCGUCACGAAUCCAAAGAGUGAGCAACCAACUUUUCCCAACGAACAACUAGAACGGGUUGAUCACUUCACACCAUCUGCCAUUACACGGAGGGCUGCUCCUCUGGAGCUCUUCAACGCCAACUCAAUGCCGUGUGACUGCGAUUCCAGGCUGCAUCCUUCACUCUGCAUUCCACAUCACGAAUAAAAACAUUACCCCGGGAAAGGCGAACAGUCCGAUUGUGCAUUUGCGCUUAUGUUUUUUUGUCCCUAAUUCGAACCCCACAAAACGUACUGUUGACGGGAAAACGACCCACUGAGUGAUUCACCCUUGCCAGUUCCAAUCGCGUUGGCGGGAAAACUACACAGCGCAAAAGUAUCGCCAUCAAGUGGAGUCGUUGUUUGAAUUCUAAAAAUACUCACGUGUUCCUUCGCAUCUUGGAGUGGGUCCCGCUUGUGGCACAGGGGAUGAGAAAAACGUUGCAGUUGUUGUUCAGUGAAUGGACUCCUGAUGGGAGUUGAAUUUUUCGCAAAACUCUCUCGUGCCCUGCCGCCGACGCCACCGUCCCCACAAAGUUACCAUCAGAUCGGUGGUGUUUCUGCUGUUCGUACAUGCGGAAGGCAAGUAGUUUGUGGGUAUCCGCUGUAAACGACCUGGGUGACAACUGAGCUUUGAAAACAAACCCUGGUCCUGGUAGUGGUAGAAGUUGUACUCUCGAAACUCGUUUCAAUUCGAAAGAUUGUGAAUAAAAAAGUGAGAUUUCAAGCCACAAAGCGACCGCCUCAGGGUAAACGAAAGCAAAAUCGUGUGUUUGUGGAAUGUAAUAUAGAUGUGCGAAAUUCUCCGGCUGGUUUGUUAGAAGAUAAAACGUGUGGAAAACCCAGUGCUUGCAGGGAGCGAAAACUGUCGCAAGGGAAGGAAGUGCAUCCACGCAAUUCAUCGUGCAGAAUCAUCAACGGAUCCGGCUCUCAAUGAAAGGAGAUUAAAAUGUAUGUGCUGAUGAAAGUUUAAGUGAAAAAGUUUUUCCUCAUUUCCUUGUGAAUCGGAUUGUGUCGGGACUUUGGUUUUGUUGGGCGAAAACGUGAAUACAAAUGUGCGAAAUCCUCUCCUGUCAGCAGCUUCGAGCGACCAGCUUUGCCAGCUAGUGCAACUUCCACAGCUCCUUGCAUAUUUAAUCAUCUGUGUAAACAUCAUAAAUAUAGACAGCCAUCCAGCCAUCGUCUCGCCGGACUGCGACCGGGACAAAUCCGACUAAAUCAACUAGGGACAAAGUGGACGCGACACGCCGGAAGUGCUCAUGCUGGUACUGUGCAAUACUUGCCAUCCCGUACCGAUUCUGAAUCCCACCAAACGACUCAAAACUAUAACGAAACAGUGCUGAAAAUAAAACGAUUUGUACCUAAAAGACAACCCAGUGCUGAUGGCUUAGUUGCGAAACAGUUCAACUGGAGUCUUCAUUCGGAGGAGGAUAUUCCACAACCGGCAUCUCAUUGGUCCGGAGAAGCAACCGAUGUGUACGGAUUUGCGGCCGGCCGGAGUUGGAACAACUCAUUAAAUAAAGAACGAGAUUCGUACUGACAUCGACAAACUUUUCCCAUCAACCACCGUACACCGUAACGGCAGACCAUCUCUCACGAAGGACACCAUUAGGCAAACUCGCUCGGUGGAAUGCGCUUCGGAUGUAGUGACUCCGUAAACAUCCAUCGCGGGGCUUGAGUUAUGAGGAGAUUCUACAUCAUCAGCAAACCCCACUCGGCCCCGGAAACACCCAAAGCUUGUCAAAACAAAGGGCACUUCUUCGUCAACGAGCGAGCGAGCGCGACGUGAGCAGGAUGCGACUUCCGCUGGCGAGAUUCAGCUGAGAACAGAAACACCGCGCGACAAACUACUUCUGCCAGCGCCUUUCGCCAAUAAACUACUAACAGGCAGAUUUGUUCAGCUGGCUCGGUGCAAGAAACUGCCAAACAAUGAAAGUUUCUUAUAAAUUAUCGCAUUUCCUCAAUCUAUAUUUCAUUUUUGCGACAGCGACAACACUUUCGACGAGCGCUGCCAAACAGCCCUUGACGACGGCGAACGGUACGGGGAUUGAUGGCGCUGAACAACAUCCCUUGGCUGCCCCGAGCAUGGGAAUGGGCGGUGGGUUGACUGCUGGGCGGGGUGGCUCAUCAUCUCCUCCCUUGCCGCCGGUCCUGGCAGCAUCCUUAACGGUGCGAGAUAAAUCAGGACUGGAACGAGAACCCAAACCGGUUAAUCAUCAUUUUUCCUCCUCGAGUUCGAUACUGUCGAAUGCUAAAGGGUCGUCACCAUCGUCGUCUGGUGGGGUAGGAGAGCCCUCGUCGGGCAGAAGUCGAUCGAAAGUGAAUUUUAAUAUUUUGUACGAGAGCAGUGGGCGGGCCCGGCAGUCGGAUGUUGAUGAACCCUCUGAAGAGGCGGAAGGUGCCGCUAGUAGUGGCGUCAAUCGAAACAAUGAACCGGUGUUGAGUGUGUCGAGACAACAGCAAAGUGUGGUUGAUGAGGAAGAUGAGUAUGAUUAUGGCGACGGUAGAGGUGAUAAUUAUGAGGAUGACAAAAUAAUCAAUCCGGCGACGGUGGAUAACUUUUUCGACAAGAACUGGGAUGGGGGAGGUCGAUUCGGGCACACGGCAACCACCAAGUCAGAUUACGACGUAGACGACGACGACGUGGAUGAGGACAGUGACGAGGGGGAUGACAUUGAUGAGGACUCCUACGGGGAGGGUGGUGAUAUUUUGCCGGUGGAUGGGGCGUUCGCUAGUUUUGGGAAAACUGGCGAAGAGACCGAGGUGAAAAGUGAUAGCACGUUGCCUUAUUUUCUGGUGGAACCGCAGAGUACUCAUGUGAUACGAAGUAAACCGGCGACUCUCAAGUGCAAGGCGGCUAAUGCGUUGCAGGUGCACUUCAAAUGCAGCGGCAGCAACAAGCCACCACCGUCGGUCGAGGAAUCGCACGUGGACCCCCACAGCGGCGUUCACUAUCAGGAAGUGACCGCCACCGUUUCGCGAGAUUUGGUGUACGAGUACUUCGGGAAACCGCCGUUCAAGUGUGAAUGCCAUGCGUGGUCUCCGCGGGGGAAAACCAUCAGCCAGCCGGCUUCCAUCGUUGUUGCUUAUCUGAAAAAGAACUUCAUCCUCCCCUCAACAAAGCUACGCGCCGAGGCCGGCACAAAGCUGGAAAUUAAAUGCGCUGCCCCGAAGGGCUAUCCCAAGCCUCAAAUCACGUGGUUGAAAAACAAUUUCACCCUCUCCAGCAGUCCGCUGCUCUCGUUCAGCUCCGAUGGAAACAUCCUGAUAAGUGCCGUUAAACUACAGGACAUCGGAAACUACACAUGUGUCGCGGAGAACAUCGCCGGCAAACGGACAUCGGAAGCGAUCGAACUAAUCGUUUACGUGAAUGGCGGAUGGAGUCAAUGGAGUGCCUGGUUGGAGUGCCGCUGUCCGGGGAAGCCUGCUCAAGGAAGAAAACGAACGCGUACUUGCAGCGAUCCGAUUCCGCUAUACGGUGGCUCACCCUGUAUUGGACCAAACCAACAAAAGACGUUGGAUUGUGAUACGUGUCCAGAAGAUACCCAAAUUAUAACACCUAAUGGUUUCGAAGAUAACACAUUUGUUCGUCGCUGGUCCUCCUGGUCCACGUGGAGCGUCUGUUCGAGCAAGUGCGUUCAGGUGCGCCGCCGAAUUUGCCGUACGCAAAAUCUGGACUUCUACGAGAAGGCGCUGGUGAAGCACCAUCAACAGUUGGCAGCCCUGAUGGAUGAGCGCGUCGGUGUCGACCAGGACGAUGGAGGAGGGGGCAGCAGCACCAGCAGUGGUUUCGGUUGCCCCGGAAAGGAUAUCCAGUCGAUUGUGUGCCGAGGUGGCGAAUGCAAAAUUGAUGAGACAGCGUCUGAUUGGAUUUUCUACCUUGGCCUUGGGUUCAUCGUCACUUUGUGCAUCACUUUCUUCGUGUUCCUGGUUCACAUCCGCCACCGACAGAAGAUUCCUACUUACAGCAUCUCAAGAACCGCGCCGGAUCAGCAUACCUACACUCACGAGUUUCAGAAAAAGCUUACACACAAUUCGAACAUUAUGCCCGAUAUCAACAUCAGAGUGAACAAUUACGAAUACUCCAAUGGCAGCACGAUGGAAGCCCCAAAAAUUCCAGGUCAGAAUGUACCUCUGCUGCUUCCGAGAUCAGUUUCCACCGAACAUCAUUACGAUGAACCGCAAUUUGCCUCAAGCUAUUCGAGGCCUAUUGAUGGCAAAAACCACGAGAAGGCUAAUCUGUAUCACCAACAGCAGCAGCAACAAAAACAGCCACAACAAUACCAACAGAAGCAGCAUUUGUAUCACCAACAACAGCCGGCCCAUCACCACCCACCGGCAGCGUCACCCGCUCCAACCGCGACUUCUAGUCUGAAAAGCUCCCAUCAGCAUCAGCAACAGCAGCAGCUGCAGAAGCAGGCAACCCUACAAAGCCAACCGUCGGCGCCACCCUCACAGAAGAGUGGUGGGGGAGGCGGUCAAUACAUGAGCACGGAAUCAUUAACCAGCAAUACCAAUACAUCCAUCUCGACUUAUGCCGUUGCCACUACCGAAUCCCUCGACACCUCCAGCUCCAAUGAAGCCAUGUUCAAAUCGAACAGCAUGCGCCAGGUGGUCACCUCGGACGGAGGUUGGCUUGAGCUGGAUCACCUCCAAACGUCGCUCUCGAUCCCGGAAGGAGCCCUCCCGGAAACGCUCAAAAUCAACGUAUUUCUCGCCGUCAUGUACGAUUCCAAAGAUACCAUUCUAGUCGAAAACCAAAUCACUCACAUAAGCCCGACCAUUGUGUGCGGCCCCGCCAAGAGCAGCUUCUCCAAGCCACUGAUCCUAAAGGUUCCUCACUGUGCCGAAGACAUCAGCAAUUGGAAGAUCUCCCUUUUCUACAAGGAAGAGGUGACGAACUGCUGGAAAAAGAUCGCCUCAUCCGAAAACGAUGUCCCCAGUCCACAGGCGUACAUUCAACUCGAUCUGAAAAACGCCUACAUCAUGACUCGAAAGCUGGGAAAGUACAUCCUCGGAGGUGAAAAUCUUUCACCGGACGUCACCGUCAUGAAGCGGCUGAAGAUCUACAUGUUCGGUCCGAGUCGGAAGCCGGAGACUGAUUUUAACAUUCGCGUGUACAUCUUGGAAGAUUACCCCAGCGCGUUGGAGCACUGCUCCAUAAUCGAAAACCGCAUGGGCUACUUCAUGAUAGGCCAAAGCUCGCCGUUCCACUUUCUCAACAACAAACAAAAUCUGGUCCUACGGAUCAACUGUUCCGGGGGGUGGAUUUCCAAGGUGGACACUGCCACGCAGCGGAUUCCGUUCAAUCACGUGUGGAAGAACAUGUCAAUUUUGCACUGUGAGUUCAUGCUGCAGAAGCUGCUCAACGAGAUCCCCUGCCUGCGGGUGGAACUGGCCGCUGAACAGGAGAAUGGGUCGAAGGUUCUGAUAACGUCGGUGGCGUUCUCGUGAUAGUAUAUACGAACGGCACUGGAAAAGCUGUUGACGAUCUAGUGACGACCGGUUUUGAAUGGUAUUCAUCUCUGUAGCCUCUGACGGUGUAGUGAUAUUAUCGAAAGCAUGGAUAAACGCGUAGACUUAAGUGACCGUAAAGUAGGAAAAUAUUUAUUGAAUACAUUAUGAUGGAUACGAUGGAGCGGAGGUAGGACUUGUAUAAUGAAUCGAAAAUGUUUAUCGACAGUUACAGUAAACUUGUUACGAUGAGAAAUCAUUCACAAAUUCAGUUGAAAAAAGCACGCGAAAAAGAAAACGACAAAAAUGUGAAAUCGACGAGUGUUCAAAAAUUCGAAAAGUAAAACUGUGUAGAUUAAAUUUGUAGUUGUUUAAUAAGACUGAUCGUAAGGAACAAUAAAUUGAGUUGAAAAGUAA
Molecule: messenger RNA, 6426 nt
Organism: Armigeres subalbatus
Lineage: Eukaryota; Metazoa; Arthropoda; Insecta; Diptera; Culicidae
Product: netrin receptor unc-5-like
Exons: 13
Coding region: 2485-6009 (1174 amino acids)
Biological process (GO): motor neuron axon guidance; netrin-activated signaling pathway
Cellular component (GO): membrane
Molecular function (GO): netrin receptor activity
Source: RefSeq, a predicted model, not a curated record